Messenger RNA from Lolium rigidum, 1493 nucleotides. Its product is annotated as phytolongin Phyl1.1-like. Gene Ontology annotation, cellular component: membrane. Lineage: Eukaryota; Viridiplantae; Streptophyta; Magnoliopsida; Poales; Poaceae. The record is from RefSeq and is a predicted model, not a curated record. The transcript has 2 exons. The coding region runs from base 410 to 1231 and encodes 273 amino acids.
UCCUGGUUGCCGAGUCAAAUCCCCACCCCACCCCGGCCAAGUCUUCGCCUUCCAUCUCCCUCCCUCGACAAUAACAUGCUCGCCUCUCCUCCUUUCCUCUCCCUUCCACGCUCUCCCUCCACCUCCCUUUCCAAAUCCCCGCUCUCCUUCUGAUCCGCCCUCCUCCCCCCUCGCGCGGCGGCAGCGCCAUUUUCGUCCAGUUCUUGAUCCGUGAUCCUCCGCGCCGUCGCCUGCCAAGAACCCACCGCGAGGUCGCCGGAGAGCGUGGAUUGCUGCCCGAUUCCGUUCCCGUGGAUUGGAUUCUUUCAAAGACGACCCUGAUUCUCGCGGCGCUGAAUUUGGGGGCAGGUUGUCGCUUGCCCGUACGAAGGGGUGGAGCUGUCGCUUCGUCCUGCAUCGUGGACUUUUCAUGAAUUCUCGCCGAUCCAGGUCCGUGAAGCUGCUGUCGGCGCGCGCCAAGCCCCUCGAGGUCGACGUCGCUGAGGAGGACCCGCGGAUGAGCUCGUCGGCCGACAACACGGUCUACUGCUGCAUUGCCAAGGGGAGCAAGGUCGUAUACAGCUACAGCAGCAAGGAUGGCGACUCGCAGAUGGAGGCCACGGCGGCGCUCUGCCUGGAGAACGUGCCCGCCUACCACCGGCAUUACAUCCACACCAUGGGGUCGAGGAGCUACGGGUUUCUGAUGGCGGAUGGCCACACCUUCUUCGCCAUCAUCGACCCGACCGUCGGGAAUGUGGGCGCCUUCCAGUUCCUGGAGCGCGUGCGGGAUGAGUUCAGGAACACGAACAGGAACAGCCUCCACGACUCGCUGUUGCCGGCUGUCCAGAGGCUGGUGGCUUCGCUGGAGAAGAUGCCCCGCGCGACGCUCGUUCUCGAGUACGGUGCGCAGAGGGGAGCGUCGAAUGAUGGCUCGGGCUGCACUUCGUCGAAGGUGCCUCUUCUCGGGAAAGGUGGCGGCAGGAAGGAUAAGAAGAAGGCGAAAGAUAAAGGGAUGUCGACGGCGGAUGGCGAUGACGAGCACCAUGGCACUAGAGCUUUGAGAAUCGAUGUGCAGCCAGAGGAUGUAGGUGGCAUGUCGUUGGAGCGCAGCGCGAGCCAGUCAAGGCUACGGAGGCGGUCGCUGUGGAUGCGCCAUGUGAAGAUCAUCAUCAUUGUCGAUGCUGUCAUUUGUGUGGUAUUGUUCGCUGCCUGGCUUGCCGUCUGCAAAGGUUUCCAGUGUGUGUCCGGGUGAUUAAACAGUGUAGCUGCUAAGGGACCGACAAGUUUCAGAAUGCAACGACUCUUGGGUAUGUUCCUCUCCAGAAAGGUAAUUAUAAGCCAAGAAAACGCUAAUGGAGAGGAUGUAGGCUACGGUUAGCACUAUGUUCAGGAUCAGAUGAUGAAAAAUUUGAGGUUUGAUGUGGUGAAGAUGUACAUAUGCUUCAUCUCUUGUACAUGAGAUUUCGAUAUAAUUUUUUUCCACAGAUCUGGCAUGUCUGUGGCCUUCCUUACUA